AUGGCGAUCCCAGUGAUUGAUUUUUCCAAGCUCAAUGGGGAGGAGAGGGCCAGGACAAUGGCUCAGAUCACUAAUGGAUGUGAGGAAUGGGGAUUCUUCCAGCUGGUGAACCAUGGAAUUUCGGAGGAGCUCCUUGAGAGGGUGAAGAAGGUCUGCUCCGAGUACUAUAGGCUGGAAAGAGAAGAAAAUUUCCAGAGGUCAACACCAGAGAAGCUGUUGAAUGAGUUAGUGGAGAAGAAGAAGGGAGACAAGUUGGAGAAUGUGGACUGGGAAGAUGUCAUUACUCUCCUAGACGACAACGAGUGGCCAUCUCAAACCCCAGGAUUCAAGGAAACCAUGGCUGAAUACCGAGCAGAACUGAAGAAAUUGGCCGUGAAGGUCAUGGAAGUAAUGGACGAAAACUUGGGUUUACCAAAGGGAUACAUCAAGAAGGCAUUUGAUGGUGGAGAAUCAAAAGACAGUGCCUUUUUUGGUACUAAAGUGAGCCACUACCCCCCUUGUCCACAUCCAGAGCUCGUGAAUGGUCUCCGAGCUCACACAGAUGCUGGCGGUGUCAUCUUACUCUACCAAGACGACAGUGUUGGUGGCCUUCAAAUCCUGAAAGACGGCCAGUGGAUCGAUGUCCAGCCGUUGCCAAACGCCAUUGUCAUCAACACUGGCGAUCAGAUUGAGGUCUUAAGCAAUGGCCGAUACAAGAGCGUUUGGCACCAGGUUUUGGCCACUCCUGAUGGGAACAGGAGAUCAAUUGCUUCAUUCUACAACCCCUCAAUGAAGGCCACCAUAUCCCCGGCACCUCAGCUGGUGGAGAAUUUUAAGCCAGAGGAGGAUCAAGCUUACCCUAAGUUUGUGUUUGGUGAUUACAUGUCUAUUUAUGCUGAGCAGAAGUUCCUCCCCAAGGAACCCAGGUUCCGAGCUGUGAAGGCAGUGUAA
Messenger RNA from Corylus avellana, 930 nucleotides. Its product is annotated as 2-oxoglutarate (2OG) and Fe(II)-dependent oxygenase superfamily protein. NCBI's taxonomy places the organism in Eukaryota, Viridiplantae, Streptophyta, Magnoliopsida, Fagales, Betulaceae. The record is from RefSeq and is a predicted model, not a curated record.